AGGAAUCGGUCAAACGAGUUGUGGGGCGGGACUGGGCAGCGGCGUCGGGUGCUUCCGUAUUUAUUGUAGAAUCCGGUGUAAGCGGGCACUUUGUAGCCUGUAUUUCUAUUUUUGACGGGUUGGUCGGUGUGUUCCUUGAUCUGAUUGGGAUUUGAACGGACUUGCAUUUCCCUCGGGUUCAGAAUGUCACAGUGGUACCAACUACAGCAGCUGGACUCCAAAUUUCUGGAGCAAGUCGACCAGCUCUAUGAUGACACCUUUCCAAUGGAGAUCAGGCAGUAUCUCGCACAGUGGUUGGAGGCUAAAGAUUGGGAGCAUGCUGCAACCAAUGAUUCAAUGGCCACAGUACUGUUCCAUGAGCUGUUGACACAGUUGGAUGACCAGUACAGCCGAUUCACCUUGGAGAAUAAUUUUCUGCUUCAGCACAACAUCCGGAAAAUCAAACGUAACCUUCAGGUCUUCUUUCAAGAAGAACCCAUUCUUAUGGCACUUACCAUAUCAAACAGUCUAAAUGAAGAAAAGAAAAUCCUAGAAAAUGCUCUGAAAGAUGAAAAGAAUCACGUUGGUCCUCUCCAGAAUGGCGUAAUUCUGGACAAGCAGAAGCAGCUAGAUCGGAACGUGAAGGCUGUAAAGAGCAGUGUUCAGGAGAUUGAACAAGAAAUAAAAUCUCUUGAAGACCUUCAGGAUGAACUUGAUUUCCGAUCAAAAACACUGCAGAGUCGAGAGCAUGAAGUGAAUGGCUUGGCUCAAAAUGAGAUUAAACAAGAAAAACUCCAUCUCCACAAUAUGAUGCUAAAGUUGGAUAUGAAAAGAAAGGAAGUAAUCAAUGAAACUGCCUGCCUACUGAAUGAAGUGGAACAAAUUGAAGGCCUUUUGAUCAAUGAAGAGUUAGUGGAAUGGAAACGGAGACAACAGAUUGCAUGCAUUGGAGGACCUCCUAACACCUGUCUUGACCAGCUACAACAGUGGUUUACAUUGCUGGCUGAAAGUUUGCAGCAAGUUCGGCAACAAUUGAAGAAAUUGGAAGAAUUGGAGCAAAAAUAUUCAUAUGAAGAUGACCCUAUUACUCAAAAAAAGCAAUUCCUGGAGGAAAGAUAUAAUACUUUGUUUGUCACUCUUAUUAAAAGCUCCUUUGUGGUGGAGAGACAGCCUUGCAUGCCAACCCAUCCACAGAGACCCAUGGUUCUAAAAACUGGUGUACAGUUCACUGUGAAGCUAAGGCUAUUGGUAAGACUGCCAGAAUUAAACUACCAGCUGCGUGUAAAAGCAUCCUUUGACAAAGAUGUCACUGAAAAGAGUUCUGUAAAAGGUUUUAGGAAAUUCAAUAUACUAGGAACUAAUACAAAAGUGAUGAACAUGGAGGAAUCUACGAAUGGCAGCUUGGCUGCUGAAUUCCGGCAUCUGCAACUGAAGGAACAGAAAAAUACAGGAAGCAGAACAACAGAAGGACCUCUCAUUGUAACUGAGGAGCUUCACUCCAUCAGCUUUGAGACCCAGUUCUGUCACCAGAAUGUGCCAGUUGAUAUAGAGACAACAUCAUUGCCUUUGGUGGUGAUAUCCAAUGUGAGCCAACUUCCCAAUGGCUGGGCCUCCAUCUUGUGGUAUAACAUGCUCGUAAGUGAGUCUAAGACCUUGGGCUUUUUCUCCAACCCCCCAGCUGCCACAUGGAAUCAGCUCUCUGAGGUAUUGAGUUGGCAGUUCUCCUCUGUCACCAAGCGAGGGCUUAACAAUGAACAGCUCAACAUGCUUGGAGAAAAAUUGCUAGGUCCAAAUAAUUGUUUCAAUGAGAAUUCAAUUCCAUGGUCAAGAUUCUGCAAGGAGAAUCUGAAUGAAAAACCUUUCUCAUUCUGGCUCUGGAUUGAAGGGAUCUUGGAGUUAAUUAAAAAGCAUCUUCUGCCUCUUUGGAAUGAUGGGUGCAUCAUGGGAUUUGUGAGUAAGGAAAAGGAACGGGCCUUGCUGAAGGAUAUGUUGCCAGGUACAUUUUUACUGAGGUUCAGUGAGAGCAGCAGAGAAGGUGCCAUCACUUUUACCUGGGUAGAGACUGCACCAAAUGCUGAGCCUCAGUUUCACUCUGUAGAACCAUACACCAAGCAUCAACUAUCAGCUGUCACCUUCCCAGAUAUCAUUCGCAAUUACAAAGUAAUGGCAGCUGAGAAUAUUCCUGAAAAUCCAUUGAAGUAUUUGUAUCCUGAGAUCCCCAAAGAUCAAGCAUUUGGGAAGUAUUACUCCAGGCCAAAAGAUCCUUCAGAGCCUAUGGACGUGGAUGAUGCCAAGACGAGUGGUUACAUAAAGACUGAACUAAUUUCUGUUUCUGAAGUUCAUCCUUCCAGACUGCAGACAACAGAACACCUUCUACCCAUGUCCGUGGAGGAUUUUGGUGAAUUGACACGACACUUAAGUUCUUCAGAUAUUGAUACAGUGUUGUGUACCGCCUACCCAAGUUAACCAAGAGAACUCUUCACACCCAUGGAUCCACAGUACUUGCUACACAAGCAAAACUCUUACUGCAAUGUAAAUAGUGGCUUUUUUUCCAGCAUGAAGUUACUAUAAACCUGUUUGUAAUGUUUUAGUUACAUUUCUAGAAAACAUGAUUCAUGUUAGAUGUACAUGAACAGUAAAAUGCUAAAUGAAACAGAUGUGAAUAUCUUCCAUGGUCUCAACACAAGCCCUCCUUGUUUUGAAGAUGGCUCCGGUUCAUUGAUUAACCUCCAUCCUCUUCUGCCUUUUUCCCCUCUACCUCCAGUUUCCUCUGUUCCACCUUGCAAGAUCACUUCCCUGGCUCAAACAAUGAGUGUGUGUUAGUCCAAACUAGAGAUGAGAUGCAUGUUUAAGGGUAUUUGUGUGGAGUUCAAUGCCAGUGUCUUUGCCCAAACUAGUUCUGUUUUUUAACCACCUACUUUUUAAUAGUGGAACUCUGCUUAAAUGUGAUUGAACUGUAAUCAAGCCCAUACUGCUGUGCUGGAUCACAGAUGCAGCUGCAGUGCUGUUGCUCUCUUGUUCCUUUUAAGACAUUUGAAGGUACUUUCUCACAUGCAGGCCAUUUUACCUGCUGACCAAACUGCCUGUACAGUAUUACAUUCUAGAAUUCUCCAUUCAUAAUUUGUAUGACCCCCUCCUCACAGAAGCACAAAGCUACUUGUCCUUGUCCACAAGUAGGAACAGCAGAACAAAGGUCUGUUCCUACUUUCUUCUCAUCCUGGUGCUUUGAAACAGAAUGGUAAUGGCAUGACUGAGGGCUCCCCACUGCUUGGCUGUACUUUCAAACACCUGCUCUGCCAUAUUCUUGACUAACAUCAGCGCUUGAGGUGAUGUGAAUGAAGACAUGUGAAAUGUCAAAGUUACCUCAUCAUUGCUGUUUCCCCUGAAAUACUCCACUGGAAGGAGAAAGGUGUAAAGUUAAAGCUGUAUGAUAAUAACCAGUACAAGCCAGUCAGCAGCUGGAAGGAAAGACAAUUGCAGCUUUUCUCCCAACUGACCACUCAAACUCCUUGCUCUUUUCUAGUUUAUUUUCUAUUAAGUGUGAGAUGGUCAUGGACCUUUUGCAAGUUUGUGAACAACCAUUUAGAUACCCACUUGCUGUACUUGUCUGGAAUUUCCCUGAUCUUUUGCAUGUGUUAGUUCACACCUAGAUUUCUUAAGAAUGAAUUUCUUGAAGACCAGUCAGCUACUGACACAAAUGGUAUUCCUCAAUGGAUUCCAUGAUUCCCUGGUCAUUUACAUUAGGCUUAACAAGACUAGAUGAACCCUCAACUACUUAUUUGAGCAGAACUGAUGCUCCCAGAUCCUAUCCCUCAUCAAAACCACCUACAAACACUUGUGCAAUAUCACCCAUCUCCAUUAGCCUUAAUGUAUUCUUUACUGAAAGGUUCCUCUCUGCUUUUGAAAUUCUAGUCUUGAUGACCCCAGAACUUUUCUGGCCAGCUUCCCAGCUGCUGAUUUCCAUAGGCUUGAGCUCUAUAAAAAAUAUACUGCUUGUAUUCUAACCCACAUUAGGUCUCCUGCCAUCAUCUUUGACUUACAACCUUCAGCUCCUGGUCCCUCAAUAUUUUAAAAUCAUUCCUGUUUCCAGACCUGUCAAAGAUUAGGAAGGCAAAAAAAAAACACAACUUUUGUUGCAAAGGGCUUGGAGAACAAAACAAGAGAAUUAAUCUGACUGAAACAAAAAGUCUAGAAAUAAUGUCAGGCAGUUGCUGCUUGACCUGCUAUGUAUUUCUAGAAUCUUGUUUUAACUUAAUUUCUAGCAUCUGCAUUUUUUUUGCUUUUAAUUUCAUUGUACAUGUCUUUUAAAUACUGUGAAUGGUUAAUCUCUAAACCAUUAUUGAAUGAUACAAGGUAAUUAUGCUUUACACCAAACAUCUGGGAAAAUAAAACAACUACACAAUGCCACUCCUUGCCAAUCACAUCCCAGAAGCCACCUCACUCAAGGACAAACAUUGAUGACUUGAAUCUACCACCAUCACCAGUGCACUAGCACAGCCUUUGACCAUCUGAUGGACAAAAGUGUUAGAAGAGUUAAUUCUGGCACUAAGCUUAUUGUCCAUUAAAUAGCAGUAAUUUUCCAGCUUCCCAUGUGCAGGGCUGCAGGGAUUCAUGAUGUUGAUUCCAGGGAUUACUGGUUUGGAACCUGUUGAAACAUAUGAGAGUCAGGAGUGGAUUGACCAGGGAUGUGGUGAGAGGCCACUUUUCCACAGGCUAAAAGAGGGUCCAGCCUCAGGACAAGUCCACAUUGAACAGAGAUGGAUAUGCACUUCUUUACAGGAAUGUAAGAGAAAGUAAUGGGUAAUCAGUCAUUAAAUGUAUUCAAAAUAGAGAAUAAAUGAUUUUGUGCUCCUCAAAGGAUAUGGGGAUCAGAUAAGAAAUUGGACUUAAUAAGGCACAAUCUAAUAUAGAGUGGCAGAGAAACUCCAGGGGCUUUCAGAUACUUCAUGCCUCUCUCUAAACCCCAACAACACUCCAAAAAUUGAUUCCUUCAAAUCUGAAUAUGCAUUCUUUUACUUUGCAGCUGUGCCUUCAGCCAUCUAACUCCAAAGAAAUGAAUUUCCUCCCCAAACCUCUCUCCUCAAGAGUCACUUUAAAACUUUACUUUUUAACAAAGUAUAGGAUCAGCUGUAUUGUUCCCUUUCACCACAUACAAGUUGGUCUUAAAUUAUAGUGAAACAGCUUGCUGUGCACAUUGCUGAUUUCCAAUUCCAACCCCCCCCCCCCCCCCCACAACAAAUAACCUGAAAGCUCCUCUUCAUUGUAAAUAUUUCUUUUGGAGUGUUUGGAAGCAGCAUAAGCAUGCUUUUAUUUGGAAAAACUUGAUUUCUGUUGCAAAUUGAUGACGUGAAUUAAUUAGGUGAUUUAAUAGGUCAUACUUUCCAAAGGCCUGUGGCUCUGGCAGAACUUCCAGGAUCAGGUGACUUUCUCAAAGUACUGAUUGAGUGCUAACUAGCAAUAAUAAUGUAUUCAAAAUGCAGGUUAUUUUUGAUGAGUUACCCACACAAUGGAAGGACUUGUUUGUGCCUCCAAUAGGCGAGAGUAGCUGAAAAUCAAAUGUUGUCAUCACUGGUUUGAAUGUGAAACAAUGCUUUGUCCAAAAAAAGGCAGCAUGUUUAAACUGGCAGUCAUAUAUUCAAUAAACCAGUUAAUAAAGCAUACUUAAUAUA
Pristis pectinata (smalltooth sawfish) is the source of this 5648-nucleotide messenger RNA. RefSeq names its product signal transducer and activator of transcription 1-alpha/beta-like. The transcript has 24 exons. Gene Ontology annotation, biological process: defense response; cell surface receptor signaling pathway via JAK-STAT; regulation of cell population proliferation. NCBI's taxonomy places the organism in Eukaryota, Metazoa, Chordata, Chondrichthyes, Rhinopristiformes, Pristidae. Gene Ontology annotation, molecular function: DNA-binding transcription factor activity, RNA polymerase II-specific; RNA polymerase II cis-regulatory region sequence-specific DNA binding. The coding region runs from base 184 to 2445 and encodes 753 amino acids. The record is from RefSeq and is a predicted model, not a curated record.